Molecule: messenger RNA, 451 nt
Organism: Trichobilharzia szidati
Lineage: Eukaryota; Metazoa; Platyhelminthes; Trematoda; Strigeidida; Schistosomatidae
Source: the annotation of a GenBank genome assembly
GAUGAUUAUAUUGCUGGUUAUCAUUGUAACACUGGACCAGUUAUCACAACAAACUGACUGUUGCUUACUGGGAGGAUUAGAUUACUGUCCAAAUGAAAAGUCGCUCAUUUCAACGGAAUCAGACGUUAAAAGUUGUUCACUUCAGACAUUCGAAGACAAUUAUAACGGAAAUUAUUUUUUGGACAUAAUGCGUCUCUUCAUUUCGAUCUUAUUUAUGCACCUUAUCGCCAUAACAUCUAUUGAGUUGUUCGUGUAUUAGAGAGGAUGCUCUGCAUCUUCUUACUCACGGAGUGUGACUCCUUUAAAGAACGUCGCUUGUCUAAUGCUAUACGACUUUUGGCAUGCUGACUAUGAACAAAACUUUCUUUCCUAUUCUUUUUAAGAAAUCUAAUAAAUUUGUGAAAAUAACUACAGACGAUGCAAAUGUGUGAGCUGCAACAUCCAAUAAGGC